UUUUAUUUGACAACUAUUUAUAGAGCACCUGCUGUGUGCCCGUGGCAGUGCUAGUGCUGGGGAUAUGGUGGAAAACGAGGUUUCUACCCUGUGGACCUCAGGUCCUCACCUUGGAGCUCACUGUCAGCCCCAGUGGUCCAGGCAGGCCAGAGGCUGGUGGGAUUACUGGGUUUCAUUACUGCCUACAGCUCCCCUGUUGGGAAGGUACUAGACUGGCCCUUCCAUCUUCUCCCUUUUCCUUUUGAGCUCCCAGGGCUGGAGUGUGCUGGCUCAAGUGCACUGCCCAUGGGUGCCUGUGAUCCCUUAGGCUUGAUGAACCUGAGCUUCCUCUAAGGAAGUGCACUUCUCACUGCCACAAUCUAGAUCUGGAACAGGGCCUGCACAGCUAAAGUCUGUUUGUUCUCUGUGCGUGCCAUUCUUUAAGGCCACUUGCAUGGCCCCAAGUAAGAUUUCCGUUUUUAAGACCAGCAUGGAAGUGCCUGCUCUGUUGUUACUCUCACACUAUAGACAAAUCCCUCACUGGCAGAGUUGGGAGGAUUUUGCUCAAGAUUGAUAUUCCCAUUAGCAGAGCAGUUUCCAUCAAAAUAAUGUGCUUGCCUCCCAUCUGAUGGCUCAUUACUCUCCUCCUCUGUGCCAUUAUCUAGCUUGGUUCUAGCCAAGAAGGGGGUUUAGAACAUAGAGUGCAAGUACAUUCCAAAGUUGUAGUUAAAAGAUUAUCCUUUGCCUCCGAAGAUGGGAACACUCAAGUAUUGCCUGUUGGACAUCAAACCCACCAAGGAUAAAACCUCUUCCCAAUCUGGAACUUGGAGGGUUAUCAGACUUGAGUAGGGAAAGCAGAGAGAGGAGUGUGGGUGAUAACUAGGAGUGGAAAAAUUGAUGUCAAGGACAUGGAAACACCAUCUGUUUUUACCCAGGCUAAUUACAUGUGUAAUGAAUAACUGAUGAACCCUUGUUAAUUUCAAGCAAAUAAUCUACAGUUUGCUUCUGGGAAAAGAGCCUAGCAGUACAAAUAACUUCCUAUGAUAAACCAAUUCUGGACCUCAGCACACACUUUAUUCCUAUAUAAAUGAACAAAUUGUCUCCACACUACUUUAAAAUUAUUGUAGGAACAUAAGAGAUGGAAGCAUUCAGGGAAAAACAAGGGUGUUAUUUUAUGCAUAGAUAGCCAUUCUUUGGGGUUCCCAUCAUGUGUUAGGGACAUAAGCAUUCUUUCUCUUCCAUUACCCGUAAUCAGUGCUCCCAGCUGACAGCCUGGCACUGGUGCCUGUCUCAUUGCCAGUGCAAUACUACAGUGAUUUGUGGGAGGCUGGCUCUGCAGUAGGUACAACUUUGUUCCCAAGGGAAACAACUACUGAUUCCAUGUAUGUUCUCUCCAAUGGGAACUCUGGUCAUGGAAGGAGAAUAUGGGGGGCUUUUCCUGGGCAGUCCUUAGAACUUAGGAAACCAUUGCUCUUGACCUCGUGCCCACUUACCCUUACCCAGUGGUUGCACACAGACUCCCCUCUGGCCCAGUGCUUAUCACUGUUGCUGGCCAACAGUGGCCCUGGGGAUUGGAAACACCCACUUAGGAGUCUGCCAGGCCAGGAGGUCAGCGUGUGAGCACACAAUGGUCUGUGCCCUCUAGGCCAGGGUACACAGAUGGCUGGAGUGUUAGGGCCCUUUGCCUCACUUCAGAUCAGCCUAGAAACCAGAGCUCCCCUUAGUGAAACAGAUGGCUGUGGGCGAUUUCAGAGAACUGCUGCUGAAAGCUGCUUCCAUUCUCUCCCUUCUCACCAAAAUCACACACCCCACUUACUCUCAAUUACAGCAUCUGAGACCACCAAGCUCCAGAGGUCACAGCUACUCCUGAUCCUGCCUCCUUUCCCCUUUCUGGCUUCUGCAAACUAGCCACUAACCAGAGGGAGCCCCUAGUGUGGUAGUUUAAAUCCCCAAGGAAGAACUGAAGGAUGCUGAAAGCCUCUCAAGGACAGUGAACACUUCAGUGCCGUUUCUCUCCUGUCCUUCCUUGAGGCCAGAGUCUGCAAAAGGAGACUUGUGGGCAUCAGAGCCUCUUACUUUGACCUUUUCCACCCUCCCUUCCUGGAAGACAUUCAGCUGGAGAUACUGUGAGACUGUCUCCCUGGGCGCCCGCCUCCCCACACACCCCUGGGGGGCGGAGCUUGGCUGCACCCACGUGUGGCGGAGUUAUAUGCUCCUAGUGGAGAGAGAGGAGCUGGGGAGUGUGGAACCAGCUGGCUCAGGCAGAAAAGCGGCACCAUGACGGGCAAGAAAGUCUGCAUUUUAGGCUCUGGAAACUGGGGUUCAGCCAUUGCCAAGAUUGUGGGUGGCAAUGCAGCCCGGCUGGCACACUUUGACCCACGGGUGACCAUGUGGGUGUUUGAGGAAGACAUCGGGGGCAGAAAGCUGACAGAGAUCAUCAAUACACAGCAUGAAAACAUCAAAUACCUGCCAGGGCGCAAGCUUCCCCCCAACGUGGUGGCUGUCCCAAAUGUGGUCCAGGCUGCAGUGGAUGCUGACAUCCUGGUCUUUGUGGUGCCCCAUCAGUUCAUCAAGAAGAUCUGUGAUCAGCUCAAGGGCCACCUGAAGGCAAACGCCAUCGGGAUAUCUCUUAUUAAGGGUAUAGACGAGGGCCCCAAUGGGCUGAAGCUCAUCUCUGAACUAAUUGGGGAGCAGCUGGGCAUCUCCAUGAAUGUGCUGAUGGGUGCCAACAUUGCCAACGAGGUGGCUGAUGAGAAGUUUUGUGAGACAACCAUUGGCUGCAAGGACCUGGCCCAUGGACAGCUUCUGAAAGAGCUGAUGCAGACACCCAAUUUCCGCAUCAGGGUGGUGCAAGAGGUGGACACAGUAGAGAUCUGUGGGGCCUUAAAGAAUAUAGUGGCUGUGGGGGCUGGCUUCUGUGAUGGGCUGGGCUUUGGAGACAACACCAAGGCAGCGGUGAUCCGAUUGGGGCUCAUGGAAAUGAUCACCUUCGCCAAGCUCUUCUGCAGUGGCCCUGUGUCCUCUGCCACCUUCUUGGAGAGCUGUGGUAUCGCUGACCUCAUCACUACCUGCUACGGAGGGCGGAACCGCAAGGUGGCUGAGGCCUUUGCCCGCACAGGAAAGUCCAUUGAGCAGCUGGAGAAAGAAAUGCUGAAUGGGCAGAAGCUGCAGGGGCCCCAGACAUCCCGGGAGCUACACAGCAUCCUCAAACAAAAGGGCCUGGUGGAUAAGUUCCCUCUGUUCGUAGCUGUGUACAGAACAUGCUAUGAGAGCCAGCCAGUGGGUGAAUUCAUCCAGUGCCUGCAGAAUCAUCCAGAACAUCUGUGAUCAGGGCUGUGGCCCAGGCCAGGCAGCUUCUUUACCCCAGUGGAGACAGACAGAAGCUUGUGUACCUGGCCACCAGGAUCUCUGGGACUCCCCACAGAGCAGCCUCUUCUCUGUUUUUCACCGGAGGACAGGAGGCUGUGGGGCCCAGCAACCUGUCUGGAGACCCUGAACCACCAAGCAGCCUGCAGCUUCUUGCCACAUCUCCAGAUGUGGGGCUUUCUCCCGUCCUCUGGGAAGCUUGGGUGUGUGUGGUAGGGCAGAGGGUGGAGGGAGAGAGAGGUAAGGCAAUGGCUGCCCGCUGCUGCUUCACACAGAACAGGAAUCCUGUCCCCAAUCCCAGUUAAGUGGCUAAAGAACAAUUUUAGCCACAUGAGGGAUAAGGCAAGGGCUGUCAGGGAGAGGUCUGGGCUUUUGAGCUGACAUAGGGACUCCUUUGCUUUGUCUGACCUCUGCCAGGCCCUGCACAGCAUCAAUGGAUCUCAGUGUUUGUUAACAAAAUACAAAGAUCUCAACCCCCUUCUAACUUCUCCUAGCAACAUCUGUGUCCUCAGAAAUCUCUGGUUAUUCCCUUUCCCCUCCCCCAGGCUGCCCUGGCACCAGAGUUGCUGCCAUGCUGGCAUCUCUGGCCCUGGGGCUUGUCAUUCUCCCCAUGGACUUCCUGGUUCCUAGUUCUUUGCCAGCUCCUCCCCACUAUGCGUGACCUUUCCAAGCCUUCUCUCACUCUCCCGCCAGCACCCUCUUUGGGGAGCAAGAACUUAAUCUGCUGACAGAGCUACACCUUUUCACAGCAGGCUCAGAUCACUCUGCUCCCAGUGACCUUUGGAUUUGCCCUGCCUCCCUUCUCCGGAGCUCCAGUGGCAGGGGAGGUUUCAGCUGCGUCCCUCCUGCUGUCUCCCCAGAACAUCCUUGGCUCCACCCCUUUUCUUCUCCCAAACCCUGUACCUAUUUAUUACCUGCCUCCAGAGCAGCCAGGGCAGCUUACCAGCACCUGCAUUUAGAGGGCAGAUGGCCAGAGAGUGGCCUAAAGGCUGAUCAGGGGCAGGGGAGGAUGACUAUGUCCCCAUGUUGGUGGGUCCUGACAUUCCAAGGCCAGCUCUCCUGUCAUCUGCCUUGUCAUAAAGUAUAUAUCAGCACCUCAAGAGCUAGGCAACUCAAGGAGGAGGAAAAAAGUUAAAACCACCCUAUCUCCUAAAGCA
This is a messenger RNA of Miniopterus natalensis, 4502 nucleotides long. The record is from RefSeq and is a predicted model, not a curated record. NCBI's taxonomy places the organism in Eukaryota, Metazoa, Chordata, Mammalia, Chiroptera, Miniopteridae.